AUGUUCCGUUCCGCUGUCGUCCGCUCGCUGAGAGCCUCCGUUCCCCGUGCCGUCAGGACUCCUGCUGCCUUCCAGAACCGUAGCUCUCCUGUUGCUCGUCCUGCUCAAUUCGCCCCUCGCUUUGCUUACCAGGGUGUCCGCCUCUACUCCGCCCCCGCCGGUCUGAACAAGGAGGAGGUCGAGGGCCGGAUAGUCAACCUCUUGAAGAACUUUGACAAGGUUUCCGAUGCCAGCAAGAUCAACGGCUCUUCCCACUUCUCGAACGACCUCGGUCUGGAUUCCCUGGAUACUGUUGAGGUUGUGAUGGCUAUUGAGGAGGAGUUCAGCAUUGAGAUCCCCGACAAGGAGGCCGACACUAUCCACAGUGUUGACAAGGCUGUUGAGUACAUCCUUGCCCAGCCUGAUGCCCACUAA
Molecule: messenger RNA, 414 nt
Organism: Aspergillus lentulus
Lineage: Eukaryota; Fungi; Ascomycota; Eurotiomycetes; Eurotiales; Aspergillaceae
Gene: acpA
Product: acyl carrier protein
Biological process (GO): fatty acid biosynthetic process
Cellular component (GO): mitochondrion
Molecular function (GO): acyl carrier activity; acyl binding
Source: RefSeq, a predicted model, not a curated record